Nomascus leucogenys (northern white-cheeked gibbon) is the source of this 9935-nucleotide messenger RNA. RefSeq names its product suppression of tumorigenicity 7 (gene ST7). NCBI's taxonomy places the organism in Eukaryota, Metazoa, Chordata, Mammalia, Primates, Hylobatidae. The record is from RefSeq and is a predicted model, not a curated record.
CCGAGAAAACAUUUUAGAAUAAAAGAAACAUUUUAUUCAGCACAGGCAAAACAAAACAAAAACAACAAAACAAAAAAUGUUUAAAAUGGACUUUUAGUUAGAGGUAGCCGUUUCACAGUCAAAAUUAUCCCAGAGAAUUGUUUAUAUUAAAAACAGGCUGAGAAUAGUUUGACCUCUGAUCACCAAAAAACCUGGAGGAUAAACAUUCAUCUUGUCAAGAUUUCUCUGGAAAACCCCUGCGCGGCUUCAAAGAGACAGAACAAAGGUAAAUAGCAUCUGCCACCCAAAUUUUGCUGAAUAGAGUGAUUUAUCUUCAGGCCUACUAGCCGGCGACAGGAGCGCACCUCCUCCCUUCUCCUAGCUGUCCCGGGUUUAUUCAUUCCCUGAGCCUGAAUCCUGAUAAGGGAGCAGAGUAGGGUUUAAGACCUCGGGCCCCAGAAUACACCACUGCAAUUGAAUUUUGGUUCCACCUUAAGGUAAACUACGCAGCUGCUGUGAGCCUCAGUUUCCCUACCUAUAGAAAGAGGAUCGUAGUGGGGAUUGUUGCAGGUGUUAAAUGAGAUUGUACGGAGGGUGGAGCAGUGCCUGGCGUGUGGUAAAUGCUCAAGUUAACGCGGGUAAAUGCUCAAGUUAACGCCUGAGGGGUUUCCUUCGGCGCGCCACUUGGCCUUCUCUUUCUAAAUAUUAGCAUAAUAAAUAUAAAUGGACCCAGAACGCGAGGAGGCAGGGGCCACGUGAUCGCUCCACGAAAGCCACUUGUAGGGACCUUUAGAGAGUUAGCAAUAAGGUUGGAGAAGGAAAAGCCGGCGCGCCCGCAGCCCGCGCGAUUUCCCGCCGCGCCCGCGUCCCCGGCGGCGGGCGGGCUCCGGGGGCGCCCGGGCCGCGGCGGCGGCGGCGGCGCGAGCUGCGCCUCCGGGCCGGUGAAUCAUCCCGGCAGACACCGAGAGCCGCGGCAGCAGAGAGCAGCGCUGAAACAUGGCUGAAGCGGCCACGGGCUUUCUGGAGCAGCUUAAGUCCUGCAUAGUUUGGUCUUGGACGUAUCUGUGGACCGUGUGGUUCUUCAUCGUACUAUUCCUGGUCUACAUCCUGCGGGUGCCUUUGAAAAUCAACGACAAUUUGAGCACAGUGAGCAUGUUUUUGAACACAUUAACACCGAAGUUCUACGUGGCCCUAACAGGCACUUCCUCACUAAUAUCAGGGCUUAUUUUGAUAUUUGAAUGGUGGUAUUUUCGCAAAUAUGGAACUUCAUUCAUUGAACAAGUCUCAGUAAGCCACUUGCGCCCCCUUCUGGGAGGGGUUGACAACAACUCUUCCAACAAUUCUAAUUCCAGUAACGGGGACUCAGAUUCCAAUAGGCAAAGUGUCUCAGAAUGCAAAGUAUGGCGAAAUCCACUAAAUUUAUUUAGGGGUGCUGAAUAUAAUCGGUAUACUUGGGUGACAGGACGAGAGCCUCUUACUUACUAUGACAUGAAUCUCUCUGCCCAGGACCACCAGACAUUCUUUACUUGUGACUCGGACCAUCUGCGUCCUGCAGAUGCAAUAAUGCAGAAAGCCUGGAGAGAGAGAAACCCCCAAGCUAGGAUUUCUGCAGCUCAUGAAGCCUUGGAGAUAAAUGAAAUUAGGUCCAGAGUUGAAGUUCCCCUAAUUGCUUCCUCUACCAUCUGGGAGAUAAAAUUGUUACCAAAGUGUGCAACUGCUUAUAUUCUCUUGGCUGAAGAGGAAGCAACAACCAUUGCUGAAGCAGAAAAACUAUUUAAGCAGGCCCUGAAGGCUGGAGAUGGCUGUUACCGACGCUCUCAGCAGCUACAACAUCAUGGAUCCCAGUAUGAAGCCCAACAUAGACGAGACACCAAUGUCUUGGUGUACAUCAAAAGAAGGCUAGCAAUGUGUGCCAGAAGACUCGGGAGGACCAGGGAAGCAGUGAAAAUGAUGAGAGAUUUAAUGAAGGAGUUCCCCCUUCUGAGUAUGUUCAAUAUCCAUGAAAACCUUUUAGAAGCCCUUCUGGAACUACAAGCGUAUGCUGAUGUUCAGGCAGUCUUAGCAAAGUAUGAUGAUAUAAGCUUACCAAAGUCAGCAACAAUAUGCUACACAGCUGCUUUGCUCAAAGCAAGAGCUGUCUCUGACAAAUUCUCUCCUGAGGCUGCAUCUCGGCGGGGCCUGAGCACAGCAGAGAUGAAUGCAGUAGAGGCCAUUCAUAGAGCUGUGGAAUUCAAUCCUCAUGUGCCAAAAUACCUACUAGAAAUGAAAAGCUUAAUCCUACCCCCAGAACAUAUCCUGAAGAGAGGAGACAGUGAAGCAAUAGCAUAUGCAUUCUUUCAUCUUGCACACUGGAAGAGAGUGGAAGGGGCUUUGAAUCUUUUGCAUUGUACGUGGGAAGGCACUUUUCGGAUGAUCCCUUAUCCGUUGGAAAAGGGGCACCUAUUUUAUCCUUACCCGAUCUGUACAGAGACAGCAGACCGAGAGCUGCUUCCGUCUUUCCAUGAAGUCUCAGUUUACCCAAAGAAGGAGCUUCCCUUCUUUAUUCUCUUUACUGCUGGAUUAUGUUCCUUCACAGCCAUGCUGGCCCUCCUGACACAUCAGUUCCCGGAACUUAUGGGGGUCUUCGCAAAAGCUAUGAUUGACAUUUUCUGCUCGGCAGAGUUCAGGGACUGGAAUUGCAAGAGUAUUUUCAUGUGUGUUGAAGAUGAACUGGAAAUCCCUCCGGCACCUCAAUCUCAACAUUUUCAAAACUGAACUCAUCACUCUUCUUCCCCCACCACCAAAACUGCUCCUCUUCCUGUAUUCCUGACCUCCGCCAUCCACCCCAUUGCUCAAGCCAGAAACUCGGCAGCCCUUCCAAACUCUUCCCUCUCUCACUCCCCACAUCCCAUCUGUCUCAGCCUUCACAGUCUGUCAGUUCUAACCUCCUAAGCAACUAGGCCUUCAGUAAAUGUGAUUCACCUCUUCUUUCCCUCCUUUUCCCAAAGCAUCCCUCUUAGUCUAGGUCCUUGUUAUUUCUUGCCCGAACUCCUGCCGUAGUCUUAACUGGUCCCCUUGCUUCCUGUCUUAUCCUCCACCAGUCUUUCUUUUAUACUGACACAAGAAUGGUCUUUCUGAAUUGCACAUCUGAGCAUGUCACUUUCCUGCUUAAAUUUCUCUAGUGGUUUCCCACUGACUUCAGAUCAAGUCCCAGCUGUUCAGCAUGGCAUCCAAGGCUCUUUAUGAUCUGGCCCUUGCUUACCUCUCAGCCUUAGUUCUCCCAACUCUUGCACAGUCACUGCUCUUCAGCCAUAGUGGAUCACUCACCAUUCCCAGAUGCACCGGGCUCUCGCACACCUCUGCGCCUUUGCAUGUGCUGUUUGCUGUGCGUGGAAUGCCCUUCACUGUCACCACCCUGCUCAUCCACUCUACUAAUGCCUCUUCAUUCUUUUGUACUCAGCUUUCUUUAAAGUUCUUCUAAGCUGAGUUAGGUGUCUGUCCUUUAUGAUCCCGCAGUAUUCCAUGAAUACGUAUAUUCUCACAUUUAUUGUACUGUAUUAUAAUUGUUGAAAACUUGUCUGUCCCAUUUAGAAUGUGAGCUCCUUGAGAGCAGAAUGGUGUCUUCUUUAUCUCUGUAUCCCCAAGGCUUUGCACAGUGCCUUGCCCAUAGUAGGUUUUCAAUAAAUGAUUAUUAAAUAAAUAAUAAAUGGUAGUGGUCUCUGCAGAAAGAAUCAAUGGAAAAAUCAGAUACAGCUUAGCAUUUUUUUUUCUCUUCUUGUAUACUUAUAAUCAUAGCCUCUUUGAGUUGAAAGGGACCUGAAGCAAAUUGCCUUUAACAGCAACCCUGAGUGGAGGUCACCUAGACUCAUCUUGAAUACUUUCAGUGAUGGGGCACUCACAUAUUUAUAAACGUCAAAGCCCAUUUGAUUAUUGGAUGACUCAGAACUUUUCCUUGUACUGUAAAAAUCUGCCUCCCUUUGGUUUCCACUUAUUCCUAUUCUAUAGUGAGGGUACACCAAACAGCCCUCCUUCCUCUUGCAAAUUCUUAGGACAGCUCACUCAUUCAUGGCCACCUCUAACCAACUACUUGCUUUUUCCUCCAGGUAGAAUAUCUUACAUUUCCUUAAGUCUUCUGUGCAUGACAUGAUUUCUACACCCAUUAUCACCCAUAUUGCUGCCUUGGAUGUUCCUUAGUUUAUGGGCCUAUACUACUUGUUAUUUUCUUCUACUCCCUAGCCAAUCUCUGAGUAAAAGUAGUUGCCAAAACUCUGAGUAGAGUGUGACUUAGUAAAAUUUAAAAUAAGAAUAUAUUUACAUUAAACAAUUAUUGCUCUUUUAUGUUUUCUGUUUUUCUGUUAAACAUUUGUAGAGCAUAUUUGUAAAAAUAUGUCAUUAGUGCAGUAUUCUUCAUUAAACUAACUGUAAUAGCACUUGGUGGGAGUUGUGAAUCAGUAGAGAUUCCCAGCCUUCAGUCUGUGUAUUCACCUGGCUGCACCACCAGAAAUCCAAAAUCUUGAGUAUUAGCAGGAGGAAUCUGUAUUUUUCACAAAGCCCCUAGCAUAUUCUGAGGAUGGAGAUUGAGGGCAUUCUCCCGUCUCCUUCCAGGGACACUGCUUGGAAAGCUGAACCUUCAAGCAGCCACUUGCAGCUGCAUGGUGUGCCGUCAGAGCUGUUCAGGUGGAAGCUUUUCAGGAAUCAGUGAUUUCCCUGGCUGUACCUUGGAAUCAUCGAAAAACUUAAAAGUUACUGAGGCCUGUCCCCACAACCCGAACUUUCUUGGUCUGGGGUCAGCAUGGGCAACUCAGUUGUCAAGCACUCCCCUGGUGAUGCGGAUGUACAACCAGUGUAUUGAAUGGAAUGAAUAAUUGCCUGAGCCUGCUUUAACCAGCAAGGGGAUUGGGAAUGCAGAGGAAGGAUAGUGACUAGAAUACACCUGGGUGUUCUCUAGGACUGGCCGUACAGCUGUGCUUCCAGAGUAUCGGAGAGGGGUGUUCAUUAAGGAUGCGGGACAGGACUCCACUCGCCUCAUUUCAUGUUUUCAAAGCUUUGGUUUUGAGUAUAGCAUCAAAUGAUUGAAUAAAAUAUAAAUCUGCCUUUAGGGUCCUCAUAUUUUCUGCUCUACCAAGGUGUGGUAGUUUGGUCAGCUCCCCAUAGUUUUCAAAUGUACUUUAGAUAAGUUUGCAUUUCAACCUCUAUCUGGAGAAUCACAUUUAUCUUGCCCUUCAUUAAGGUCUAGCAGUUUCCAAAACGUCUGUAGAGACUGUAUGGGGAAGGAAGAUGGAUGGCCUGAAUGAGACAAGCCCCUUCUCCCGCCGCCUCCUCGACCUGCCCCCAGAGUCUUCUCUGCAUCUUCACCCUGGUCGCUUCAUCAGGCCCCUCCUGAAGCUCCCACCCCACACCCCACACCCCACACCCCGCAGGUUAUCGCAACUGCCCUAGAGGCUGCCUGCGACCAUUUGCAGCUUGUGAAAGUGAUUUUCUAAGCCCUUUGCUGAGAUAAUGUCCCUGGGACAAUGACCUUUAGUAGAUGCAGAGAGAUUGCACUGCCACCCCCAGCUGCUGGCUUGGGAACUCCCCAGCGUGUUUACAUGGUGACCAUGAUGUGCAGCCCAUAAGGAAGCCCACAGGGAAGCGUGAACCACUGGGAAACUGGAAAAAGCAGCUUCCACUGGCAUUUCCCCCUAAUCUAAUCUACCUCAGUGAUUUAGGACUAACUCUUCCUAGCAUGUUUAGUUACAAAGAUAAGCUUGCACAUAUAAAUACGUUAUCAUUCCAAACCCACCUCCUCACAGAAUGUGGGAAGGUCAGGAUUCUGACCCCUCUGUCUUUCCUUCUCUAGUCUCUCUCCUUCUCCGAGACUGAGCCUCUUGAUUUCUGACUCUCAUGUUCACUUAUAGGCCUCGUCCUCUUUGAAGCCUGAUAUUGAUUACCGUGAAAUGUCAAUUGUCUGAUUGCAGUAGGGCACCUGGAAGUUAUUCAGAUAAGCAGAGGCGUUUUGAAUGUUAAUGAAGCCUGUUGGGAGCCGUGACCUUCUAAGUGAUGGUGUUUCAGGAAAAGGAAGAUCAGGCAAUUGAAAUGUCAUUCUCUUUUUUUUACUAGCUCAGUUUCUUUUUCUCACCACGAGACACUCAUUGAAUCCUGGGGCAUUUUGAUUAAAGAUAUGACCAUGUAUCUCUGCCCUCUGGACAGUUUUAGACAUCGAGAUAAAUAGGCCGUUCCAGGUUUUCUUGGUGUUGCUCAUUCAGGCUUAACUUUUCAGCAGUAAAUUUCCCCCUAAGUCAAGUGAAAACUGCUGUUUCUCCUGGUAUAUGGGUUGGGUCUCCAGCUAAAAAAUAUUGACUAAUUUUCAAACAUGCACAGAAAUACAACUGAGCAUCCCAAGCAAGUCUGCACCUCCAGACAUUUUAAAAAAAUAUCUCCUGAUGGAGCUUUUAUUUGGUUAUGAAGUGAAAGGGCUUAGCAGCUUCAGAAACCUCACUACGUUGUCCCUUCCUUGCAGGUAUGGGAUGGAAGGCAUGUUGUGGGGGAAGGUGGCUUAGUAAUGAAGGGAGCACAUCUCAACUGGGGCUCGUGAGAGAGUAAAUUAGGCCCUCUAGGAAAAAGUUCAAGGGAGUCUUUGUGAAUUCUCCCAAGGAUGGAACAUUCUAGAUAGGAGGGAUAGAAGCAAAUCAUUCUAUACAUUGGAAGCAUUGGGGCUUCGUAUUCUUGUGGAACCUUGUUGAGAAGGGCAGGUGUCAUCCAGGAAAGGAGGGACCACUGUACUUUGCUGUGCAGCAUGGGGAAAAGGGAGCAUUUAUGGACAUCAAACAGGGUGAAACUUUCCUCUUGAUUUUCAGAGGCUUCACUUUUGUGCUUUUUAUCCAAGUCAGGUUAGUGCCCAAAACAAAGCAAACAAAUAAACAAAGGCCUUUAUUUUAAGCCAACAUUGUAACAUCUCCAUUCAUUCUGCAGCUCAAGGUGAGGCUCCCCGAGGUCCCCAAAUUUUAGUGUGUGUGAAACGCCCAGAGUACAGACUUUGAGCGAUGCCUGUUAUCUAGCUGCGCUGGCUCAUGUUCAGCAGUUGCAACAGCUCCAUGGCUGCAAUGGCUCAAUAUUCAGCAGUUCCUUCCCCACUCAACCACAACUUCAACAGUUCUAAAUCUGUUUUUGGCCAAGUCUUCAGGAUAUAACUUUGCCAGCAAUAUCACCUUGUUUAUUAAGCCCUAUCUUCCACCACCUGUCAGAAUCUCAGACCACUGUAACACUUUAGCUCCUCUUUAUGGAGUUGAGCAUUAUAGACAGAUGCUGUGGUUUGUGGAGCCUUGGUGGUCUCUGAUUAUAUAUGUGUCUGUGUAUGUAGAUAUACAUAUAUGCAGACGUAUAUAAUUAUGUUUGCACACAUAUUAUGUGUGCAUUUCCUAUCAUGUUGGGUGAAUGCAAUCAGUAGACUUGCUCCAUAUUAUCCUCUUAUAACUAGGAUUUUACAAAUGCUUUCAGAGUAAUUGGGCAGUAAUUGCUCAUUCCCAGGCCCAUUGUCUCCCAUGAUGCCUUCCAACUGCAUUCAUGAGUGCUCCCAGUCCAGCUCUAAACUGAAAAAGAUAGGCCAUCUAUUCCGUAGGGUGGUUCUGUGCGCUCAACAAAGGAUAAUUUCAGAAGAUUAUCAGAAAUUGCCAUGUACCUGGCAUCCGCUUGAGGACGGCACCGUCUCCUCUUUGCUCAAGCACUGACAUGGCUGCCUGUUUCUUAACUGCAGAUCCAACCUGACCCGCAGGGCCCUCCCCAGUAUCCUUCUAGCCACUUUUGAACUCUAUUUCUUCUAACUAUCCUAGCUAAACUGAACCAUUUACUACCUUCUGGUCAUACUGUUGCUUUUCCGUUUCUCUUCUGGCUGUUUAUUGAGCCUGGAGGGCCCACCCUGCUCCUAUUUCUUCCUUUACCAUCCUUAUUCCAUCUCUUUCUUUUGAUAUUCCAAGCAUCCACUGGAGUCCAUUUCACUUGCCUCUUUCUCAAGAGUAUUUCUGCUCCUUUCAACAGAAUGGAUUCUCUCCCUUUUCCAACCAAUCCCAGUGCUUUAUUUGGGCCUCUAUUCUGAUUGCCAUCACAGCCUAUCUGGGUAUUAGUUUGCUCUGUCCACAUCUUCGUGGACCCCUCCAUCACUGGGCUUUGAGCUUCCUGACAGUGGGAGUUUGGUUUUGUCCUACACCCCUUUAUAUUUCACCCAGCACUUAAGUGCCUUACUAAAUAAAUACAUUUAAUUGGUGUAAAACACAGAUUGGAGAAGGAUCCCAAAUUUUAUGCUGUCUUGAUUUUGCAUUAUAUGGAUCUCACAUUUGAUGAUCUGGCUAUAAUGUGUUGCAGGCCUUCCCAGUGUGUGUUCUACUGGUCCAAAAACAAAACAAAACAACAGGACAGAUUCUGGGUCAGCAAAUUUGGGAAACUUGCCCACCAUACGUCUUCUCGAAGACCCACAGUCCACAGAACAUUUACCUAGUAAAGGAGCCUGAUUUAACUUCACUAAAUAUACUAAAUUUGCUUGACUUCAGAACUAUGAUCCCCUCUGCAUUAUAUACACACACGCUGCACUACACUUCUAUGAGAAAUUCUUGGUAGUGCAGAUGGUGCUGUGUAAUGGACAAGGGCUUAGGAAAAAGGGCUCCACAGUACAAGAACCAGGUGUUGAACCCCAGUGAGACAAUACCUGGGUUCUGAGCAGAGAGAGGGCAAUGAAACCAUCCCAACAACUCUCUCUUCCCUGACUGGGAUAGGGCACCUCUUCUGCCGGAUGCUGGAUGGGGUGUCGAAUGAAGCUGAUUCUUCACAAGAACAGAAUUAGAAUGGAUUUGAGAAUAUUUUAAUAAGUGUCUCAUGUGAAGCACUUGGCUUUCUUAAAAGACACAGCUAAUGAGCUUUAUUCUCUACAUGAAAAGCAGAAAGAAAUUUAGUAACCAAAUGAAAGAGUUCCCAGAGGUGCAAUCGGAACAGCCCCUCUUAACAAGGAUCUGUCCUCCAUGGAAUAGCCGGUUUGCCACCUUCUCCCAGGGUCCCAGGCAUGCUGCUAAACACGUGGCUCAGAAAGGAGCCCAGGCUGGUGUUUGGGAGGCAGUAGGAUUGCAAAGAAAUUCAUACACAACACACUUGACCUGUAAAAUUGCCAUUUCCAUUUAAAGUGAGCUCUACACCCAGCUAGAUGAGCAGCUGGUCUAAGUUGUCACCAUUUUUUAACUCUUGUGCCCACUUGCCACUAAUCUGUCAUUCCUGUUUGACGACAUCAGUCAUCUGCAUGGCAGCUGGCAGAUGCUAAAGGCUAGCAGGAAGACCUCAGGACUGUGGGCCACCUGUCAGGGGAGUGAGGGGGCUGUCAGCUGACACUUCUCCCCCUUAUCUAACAGUGCUGGGGCCAAAGACUGGAAUGCAGGUUUGACCAUCAGCUGAUGUUUCCUGUAAACAUAAAGAUGAAACAGUCGCCUUUUGAGACUUUCGUAAUGCAGAGACUUAAGCUGCAAGCGUGGGUGGAGAGGUUUGUUUUAUAGUCUUGAACAAGGUUUCUGCUGACUUCUGUGUCUGUCUGGUUUCUUUGCAGUUCCUCAGCACUUUGUUUGCCCCCUUAAACUUUGUCAUGGAGAAAGUGGAGAGCAUCCUCCCAUCCAGUCUGUGGCACCAGCUAACACGGAUCUGAGAGAAGCCCCGUCCUCCAUUCACCUCACCCGCCGCUGCCACCGUCUCCUCCGUGCCAACUCCUUGUGGACCGCAAGAAAGCAUGACUUUGAAAAAGGGAAGCCAUUCCGAGAUUUUAAAAUGUUCAUGGAGUAUUCCAUAUUAAAAGCUGUUUUUGUUGUACAAAAUUCACUGAUGUUCAGUUCUAUUUUAUUUUGCCUUCAGAAAAGAAGAAGAAAGUCAAAAAUAAAACUUUUGUGUAUUGCAGCAGUCAUUUGUAUCCUCCUGUGUCUUCCAACCCUAAAAUUGUUGAUGUCCCAAAUAAACCUUUGGGUUUACCUUGA